Molecule: messenger RNA, 546 nt
Organism: Clavispora lusitaniae ATCC 42720
Lineage: Eukaryota; Fungi; Ascomycota; Pichiomycetes; Serinales; Metschnikowiaceae
Gene: NIP7
Product: ribosome biosynthesis protein
Biological process (GO): ribosome assembly; ribosomal large subunit biogenesis
Cellular component (GO): preribosome, large subunit precursor; nucleolus; nucleus
Molecular function (GO): RNA binding
Source: RefSeq, a predicted model, not a curated record
AUGAGGUCUUUAACGGAGGAAGAAACAAAGGUCGUAUUUGAAAAGUUGGCGAACUAUAUUGGCAGAAAUAUCUCGUUCUUGAUUGACAACCCCACAAAUCCCCACGUUUUCAGACUACAAAAAGAUAGAGUCUACUAUGUGUCUGAGACCGUCGCUAAGUUCGCUACGUCCGUUUCCAGAGAUAGGUUAAUGUCUCUUGGAACUUGUUUCGGAAAGUUCACCAAAACAGGAAAGUUCAGAUUGCAUAUCACAUCUUUGCCCUAUUUGGCCCAAUACGCUAAAUUCAAGAUUUGGAUCAAAGCUAACGGUGAAAUGCCUUUCUUAUAUGGUAAUCAUGUAUUGAAGGCACACGUUGGAAGGAUGUCAGAAGAUAUCCCAGAACACGCGGGUGUCAUUGUUUACUCAAUGCAUGAUGUACCUCUUGGUUUUGGUAUUUCUGCCAAGUCUACUACAGAAGCGAAAAACUUGCAACCUACCUCGAUCGUUGCAUUCAGACAAGGUGAUAUCGGUGAGUACUUGAGAGAGGAAGAUACUUUGUUCACUUAG